Messenger RNA from Hippocampus zosterae (dwarf seahorse), 2002 nucleotides. It is a transcript of the gene c9, whose product is annotated as complement component 9. Gene Ontology annotation, molecular function: protein binding. Bases 69 to 1820 code for a protein of 583 amino acids. Gene Ontology annotation, biological process: immune response. NCBI's taxonomy places the organism in Eukaryota, Metazoa, Chordata, Actinopteri, Syngnathiformes, Syngnathidae. The transcript is spliced from 11 exons. Gene Ontology annotation, cellular component: membrane attack complex. The record is from RefSeq and is a predicted model, not a curated record.
UUAAAAAGUCCCUUCGGUCCGCAGCUUUGUGUACAGUCUGCUUGUGUACCUUCACUUGCAAAUUCAAGAUGAGGUUGGCAUUUGCCGCCCUGCCGGGUCUCUUUCUCGUGCUGGCAUUCCCUGGGGAAGGAACGGGUGUGGAACUUCCUGAUCCGCCGGCCGUGGACUGCGUGUGGAGCCGCUGGUCCGAGUGGAGCGCUUGCGAUUCGUGCGCGUUAACCAGAAGGCGUUCUCGGAGCGCCGUGGUGUUCGGCCAGUUUGGCGGCGAGUCCUGCCAGGGUUCCAUCGGCGAGCGGGAGUCCUGCGUAAGCGACGCCGCGUGUCAACAACCUCCGCGUGCCGCCUGCUCAGACGCGCAGUUCCAGUGCGAGUCAGGUUCUUGCAUCAGUAAGAGGCUCAUGUGCAACGGGGACUACGACUGCGAGGACGGAUCCGACGAGGACUGCGAACCCGGCCGCCACCCGUGUAUCUCCGCUGUGCUGGAAAACAACGAGCAAGGAAGGACGGCAGGAUACGGAAUCAACAUUUUGGGGGCGGAUCCUCGCAUGAACCCCUUCAACAAUGAUUACUUCAACGGCCAAUGCAAUCGAGUGAAGAAUCCGUACACGGCAAAGUACGACAGGCUCCCGUGGAACGUCGGCGUGCUGAAUUAUCAGACGCUGGUGGAAGAAACGGUCUCCAGGGAAAUCUACGAGGACACGCACAGCCUGCUGAAGGAGAUUCUCGGCGAGAUGAGCAGGAAGGUGGACGCCGGACUUUCCUUCAAGUUCAACCCUAGCGAGGAGUCCAUGUCGGGCGCACCGGCCAGCGUGGGCUUAGAGUAUCAGUAUGAGAAGAAAGCCAUGAUCAAGGAGGUGUCCGAGUACUCCAACAUCCGGAACAAGAGCUUCAUGAGGGUCAAGGGGAGGAUCCAGAUGAGCACCUACAGGCUUCGUUCCCGUGAGCUCCAACUGGCCGACGAGUUCCUGGCGCACGUGCGCUCUUUGCCUUUGCAAUACGACAAGGGCGUCUACUUCGCCUUCCUGGAGGACUACGGAACGCACUACACCCAAAACGGAAAGACUGGCGGAGAAUAUGAGCUCAUCUAUGUUCUCAACCAGGACGCCAUCAAGGCUAAAAAUCUAACGGAGAGAAAAGUUCAAGAAUGCGUCAAAUUGGGCAUCUCGGCGGACUUUAACGCAGAGAAAGUUGAGGAUGGGAAGGUUCACUACAAAGAAGACAAGUGUAAUGACGUAUCCACGAAAGGUCAAGCCGAGAUCGCGGGCAAAGCCGUGGUGGACAAGGUGAUGACAUCCGUGAAAGGAGGCACCCUCGCUAGUGCGGUGACCAUGAGGGCCAAACUGAACAAGGACGGGCUGAUGGACAUCGACACCUAUCAGACGUGGGCUCGCACCAUCGCCGACGCUCCUGCGCUGCUCAACAGCGAGCCGCGGCCCAUCGAUACGCUGGUUCCCUUGCACAUGGCCGACGCCAACGUGAGGAUCGCCAACAUCAAGCGGGCCGCGGCGGACUACGUGGCCGAGUACAGCGUGUGCAAGUGUAAACCGUGCCACAACGGCGGCACCGUCACACUCAUGGAUGGAAAGUGCUUGUGUCUGUGCCCGCACCUCUUCGAGGGAAUGGCUUGCCAGAACUUCAAAGGUGACAAAGCCAAGCACACAGGCGAACGGCCUGAAGUCUCCCAAGAAGGCAACUGGUCCUGUUGGUCCGGCUGGUCCGAAUGCAGCGGGGGCAAACGGACCAGGACACGAAGCUGCAACGUCGACGGGCUGCUCGAUGCCCGCUGCAAGGGUGACACCAGCAAUGAAGAGUACUGCUGAGGAGCAUACACUGCCGCCUCGUGGUCGCUCAUGGAAUCGACAUACAUUUGCCGUUGCGUGGAAAUAUUUUUUCUUUUUCUAUCGGCGGCUUUUCCUCCCUUUUCAAUUUUUCUUUAAUAUUUAAUGCAAAGCAAUUAUUCAAUAGCUACAUCAAUGUGUGUAAAUAAACUUGGUUCGAGUCA